AUGCGUAUCGACAAGGAUGAUAUAACAGACGACGAGAAGGAUCUCCUUGCUCGUGUCCGGAAUCCUUCAGACCGGCAGAACAUCAGUUAUACACGUCUCGUGCGCACUUUCUACGGCGAAGGCUCAGAUGCAAACUUUGCAGAGCUCAUCUUCAAGGCUGAGUUUGACGAACCCGUCUUCGACAAUGCCGCCCUUUACGAUGCUGGGUCGAACGAUGGAUUACAGUCGCUGCAUAAUAUUCUCACCCGUAUCCCCCAGAUUGUCGAGAGAACGCCAUAUUCUGCAAUCUGGUCCGAUGAAAGAAAGCAGGAAGCCCUAGAGGAGGCUUUCAAGUUUGACCUCGCUGUAGCGCUAGUCCACCAAGCGGCCAGAUGGGAGAAUGUGCUCAUCUACGAUAAGGAAGCAAAUGAUAAGGGGAACUUGCUGCUGGUGUAUAUCGAUGAUCAUGGCCGGGUCCUACGCUACUCCCGGUUGGAUGGAGCUGGUGACUUGCAGGAUGCUGACGGUAUGCUAUGUUCAGGCCAGGAUUUCAUGCAUGCAUGGUGGGAGGACGGUCGCUACGGGGAGGACUGGCAGCCCGAUCAACUUGCGAAGCGAUGGGGCGAGAUUGAGCACGUACCCUCGGAGGGCGCUAGGACGAAUGUAAUUACCGAGGAAAAGCCGACAUAA
This is a messenger RNA of Penicillium odoratum, 669 nucleotides long. RefSeq lists its product as uncharacterized. The transcript has a single exon. The coding region runs from base 1 to 669 and encodes 222 amino acids. Lineage: Eukaryota; Fungi; Ascomycota; Eurotiomycetes; Eurotiales; Aspergillaceae. The record is from RefSeq and is a predicted model, not a curated record.